This is a messenger RNA of Trichosporon asahii var. asahii CBS 2479, 612 nucleotides long. RefSeq names its product phorphobilinogen deaminase, Hem3p. Lineage: Eukaryota; Fungi; Basidiomycota; Tremellomycetes; Trichosporonales; Trichosporonaceae. Gene Ontology annotation, molecular function: hydroxymethylbilane synthase activity. Bases 1 to 612 code for a protein of 203 amino acids. The record is from RefSeq and is a predicted model, not a curated record. Gene Ontology annotation, biological process: heme biosynthetic process. Gene Ontology annotation, cellular component: cytoplasm. The transcript is spliced from 2 exons.
AUGGCCGCCCCCAAGACCGCCGACACCUUUGUCGUCGGAACGCGCAAGUCGAACCUGGCUCUGACGCAGACGCAGUUCGUCGCCGAUGCCCUUGCGCUCCGCAACAGCGCGCAGUUCCCCGUUCGCCACAUGACGACCGUCGGUGAUCGCAACCAGACUACGCCCCUGCAUCUCCUGCAGCCGUACCAGAGCGGACAGCCCGCGAAGAGCCUGUGGACGGACGAGCUCGAGGCCGCCCUUCUCGACGGACGCUUCGACGUCCUCGUCCACUCGUGCAAGGACGUCCCGACGCUGCUCCGUGACGGCUGCGAGAUCGCCUGUCUUCUCGAGCGCCACGACCCCCGUGACGCCCUCGUCGUCAAGAAGGGCCUCGAGUACAAGAGCCUCAAGGACCUGCCCAAGGGUGCCGUCAUUGGUACUGGCUCUGUUCGCCGUAUCGCCCAGCUGUCGCGCGCUUACCCCGACCUCAAGUUUGCCGACAUGGGUCUGUCGGAACGGGCGGCUACCAUGCCGUGCGAGUUGCAGCAGAGCCCUGCUAGUGCAACCAGGUCGGGCGAGCUUCGUAAUUCGGCCCAGGUCUCCAACACCUGGCCUUUGAGAGGAGGGUCUUAA